Exaiptasia diaphana is the source of this 648-nucleotide messenger RNA. RefSeq lists its product as uncharacterized. Lineage: Eukaryota; Metazoa; Cnidaria; Anthozoa; Actiniaria; Aiptasiidae. The transcript is spliced from 5 exons. The record is from RefSeq and is a predicted model, not a curated record. The coding region runs from base 1 to 648 and encodes 215 amino acids.
AUGAGAUUCCAAAUCUGCAUAGUGCUGAUCGUUCUCAGUGGUUUUCUUCAAAUCCUGGAUGCUCUUCCAUUUCAUCAAGGAAGCUAUCCCUACGACAAAGAAGAUGGUAUGCUGAGCGAAAGAGAAGAAAUGUUGAAGCAGGAAACAGAUGGAGAAAUGGUGGUUUCAAAAAAGGAAGAUGAUGAGUUUGAGCAAGAAAGUGAAGACCCGGCAGUAAAGAAAGGAAUUGAAGCAGAUACGAAAAGGAAUAAGAAUCAAAAAGCGAAGAAACUUCAGCUCAAGAUUAUCAAACUUUUAAACCAGCUACAAAAAAAAAACGAGAAGAAUCGCUUUAAGAAACUUCGAUGUAGGAAAGGAAAAUGUGUAAAACCAAACCGAAAACCAAAUGAAAAAGGCAAGGAGACGAGCAAGAAAGGUAAAGGCGGUGAAAACAGACAGGAAAAAACAGGAAAUGGAAAUGCUCGAAAACAACAGCAACAAACUACUUCGAAACCGAAAGAGGGCGAUGUGAUAUCGUCAGGAACACCUGGCCCUCCUAGUUAUAGAUACGAGCUUCCAGACCAUUAUGCACUUAAAUUAUUAAAAGAUGCGAUGAUUAAAUUCGGAAGUGAGUCAGGAGUUGCAGCCUUCAAUCCUUAUGGUCGUUAG